AGCCCCGCUCCCACCCAGAGACCGGAGGGAAAAGGAGAGGUAGAGAGACCAGGGAGGAUGAGCAAAAACUUGGGUCUCUUACAACUAUGGCUACUACCUUCAACAAAAAUUCUCGUCGGAGGUUCGAAAUUUUCCAAAGUUUGAUUGAGAUCCCAUUUCGAAAUUCAGCUAUAUAUGGGAUCCCUGGAUGGAAGAAACAUGAAAGCUUGUGUCUUUCUAGAGCUAUUCAGACUGCUGCGUAUGAAAUUGUGAAUGGAAGCUACAUAACGGCCCAAACUAAACCACAAGACAAAACGAAGGAUAAAGAAUCAGCAGAAGUCGACACUGUUGGUGCAUUUCAAAAGCUACCAAUGGUCAUGCCAUCUGUUGAUAUAUUAUAUUCUGCUUUGAGGAAGGCAAAGCGGGUCUCACCCACCAAAGGAAUUGCCAAUAUUGCAAAGAGGGAGAGAAAUCGAGGUGCGAAGCAACUUGAUGCUCUGAUGAAAGAAUUGGCAGUUCCAUUGAGAGAGUACCUGGGGAAUUUUCCUAAAAGAAAAUAUCUUCAUCCUUAUGAACGGUCACUUAUUGAGUUGACCCUUGGGGAUGGGAAUUAUGAAGAGGUACUGGGAAAAGUAGAUGAUCUGAGGAAGAAGGUGGGAUCUGUUGGAAAGGAAUAUGCUUCUCUCUGUGCCAAGUCAUCAACAAAAAAAGAAGCCGAGGAGCGGUUAAAUGAGGGUAUGGAAAAGCUUAAAGAAAUUUUUAACGGUAAAGGAAAGGCUGUCGAUGAUUUAUUAAAUAUUGCCAAGACUUUGCGGGCUAUGCCAGUAGUUGACCUGGAAACACCAACUCUCUGUCUUGUUGGAGCUCCAAAUGUGGGGAAGUCUUCCUUGGUUCGUGUCCUCUCAACAGGGAAGCCUGAGAUCUGCAACUAUCCUUUUACAACUAGAGGAAUUCUAAUGGGUCACAUUGUCUUGGACUACCAGCAUUUCCAGGUGACGGAUACCCCAGGUCUACUGAAGAGACAUGACGAGGACCGGAACAAUUUAGAGAAGUUAACACUGGCUGUCCUCUCACAUCUACCAACAGCAAUAUUAUUUGUUCAUGAUCUCACUGGAGAAUGCGGAACCUCACCAUCUGAUCAGUUUCUGAUCUACAAGGAAAUCAAAGCAAGGUUCAGCGAUCAUCUUUGGCUUGAUGUAGUCUCCAAAUCUGAUAUGCUGAAAGAGUCUCCUGUGCUCUUUGUCACAGAAGAUGCUGAUGCUGAUCAUCCUGAAAUGGCAAGGUACCGGAAGAUGGGACCCAGUGGAGCAAUCCGGGUGUCAAUAAAGAAUGAAGAAGGGCUUCAUGAGCUGAAGGAUAGAGUUCGUGUAUUGCUGGAUGCUCAAAUGGGCCGGAUCGGAAGUGACAAGGGCAAGAAAGAUGAUUCGAAACUUGUGACUUAACGACUCGCUGGAUCCACCCAGAUAUUCUAGUUCUUGUAAAAUGCACAUAGCAAGAUGGUCACUUAGCAGUUCUAAUGAUGGCAAGUUCAAUGAGACUCCAAGCUUUUAGCUGACUAUUUGAGGGUGCUGGGGGAAAAGUGACUACAUUGGUCUUGCAUGCUUGAAGAUUUGAUGGGAGCCUCAUUGCCAUGUUUACAAGCAUGGUGUUCUCCGGCAUCUGCUGGAGUUGAUUUUAAGUCCAUUUCUCUCUUUCUAACCCGAGUUGCGUCAAGCAGUGCCUAAUUGAUUGGAAGGCAGGAUUUUCCUCUUUGUUUCAUCUAAAUGGUGGAAAUAUUUUCUUCUUUUGUUCUUUCAAUUUUCUCGUCAGGGAGAUUGUUUUGGGGUCAAUAGCAGGGGACUCUAUAACCUUAUUCCUUAAGCUUUCUGAUUAUACUCGUGGGUUAUAAACUAGUUUUUUUUU
Tripterygium wilfordii is the source of this 1881-nucleotide messenger RNA. RefSeq names its product nucleolar GTP-binding protein 1. Gene Ontology annotation, biological process: ribosomal large subunit biogenesis. The transcript is spliced from 14 exons. The coding region runs from base 87 to 1421 and encodes 444 amino acids. Gene Ontology annotation, molecular function: GTP binding; GTPase activity; RNA binding. The record is from RefSeq and is a predicted model, not a curated record. Gene Ontology annotation, cellular component: nucleolus. Lineage: Eukaryota; Viridiplantae; Streptophyta; Magnoliopsida; Celastrales; Celastraceae.